Molecule: messenger RNA, 1281 nt
Organism: Penicillium salamii
Lineage: Eukaryota; Fungi; Ascomycota; Eurotiomycetes; Eurotiales; Aspergillaceae
Source: the annotation of a GenBank genome assembly
AUGAACAAUGAUGGGCGAGAACAUGACUCGGAACUGUCAACUCUAGCAACCACCAACUGGGAGCCAGAACGCACUGCGCUGGAAUAUCCAGAGGGCGGCACCACCGCCUGGGUGGUCGUAGCUGGCGCAUCCAUGAUGCUUGCCUGCACAUUCGGCAUGAUGAGCACGGUCGGAGUGCUCCAAUCAUAUUGGGAAACCCACCAACUCAAGAAUUACACAUCAAGCACAAUAGGAUGGAUCCCAUCGAUCUUUAUAUUCCUGAACCUCGUGCUAGGCCUUCAGGUUGGGCCGAUGUUCGACCGAUACGGGCCUCGAUGGAUCAUGCUCGUCGGCUCCGUGUGUUAUACGCUUUGCAUAUUUUUACUUGGAUCCUGUGAGGAAUAUUAUCAGUUCAUGAUAUGUCUGGCCUUUGGUGGUGCAAGUAGUGCGCUUGUUUCGACACCUGGAAUGGCCAUACUGUCGCAUUGGUUUUGCCGAAGGCGCGGCACUGCAACUGGCAUUGCCAUGGCGGGCUCGAGUCUUGGGGGAAUCACAUUUCCUUUAAUUUUGAGGAAGACGUUGGAAAAAGUUGGAUGGGGGUGGGCACUGAGGAUCUUGGGGUUGAUCAUCUUCGUGUUACUUGCGAUUGGAAAUAUUUGUGUGAGAAGCCGGCUUCCAAUGAAAGCUAGAAAGGGAAUUCUUGACUUGCGCUGCUUUACGGACUCCAGAUUUAUAUGGACUACUGUCGGGGCUUUCUUCAGUGAGAUUGUCUUGUUCGCUUCUUUGGGAUUAAUACCGACAUACGCAAUAUCUCAGGGCUUUGGCCCAGAGACUGGCGUCUAUCUCUUGGUUGUGUUGAAUACUGGAUCUGCUUUUGGGCGAUGGUUAUCAGGAACGGCUUCCGACUACUGGGGCCGCUUCAAUACCAUGACAGUCAUGAUGGCAAUAACAACUGUUUUCAUAUUUGUUUUGUGGUACCCGUUCGGUCAUUUCAUCGGCGUCCUUUACCCUUUCGCUUUUCUUCUCGGUUUUGGGACCGGGAGUAUACUCAGUCUCACACCAGUCUGUGUUGGCCAAAUAUGCGGAACCGAAGAGUUUGGCCAAUGGUUUGGAACAUGCUAUUUUGUUGCGAGCUUUGGAACCCUCAUUGGUAUUCCAAUUGGUGGACAGUUGCUCGAUGUUGCAGGGCCUUCGCGAUUGAUCGCUUUCCUCGGCGGUAUACUCGGUUUGGCCUGUAUGAGCUUUGUUGUAGCACGUUGGGCAUGUCUGGAGUAUCACUGGAACUGGCAGGCGAAGGUCUGA